UACAACAUUAAUUUGUCAUGUUUUGAAUAACACUAAAACAUAAUCACCAUGCUAAUAUACCGAAUCAAUGCCUGAAAGCAAUGCAUAUCGCGAUUACAAACAGUCAAUUGAUGGACUGGCCCGUGAGACUCGCCAAAGAAAGAAGGCGCAACCAGUACACAGCGCAGCCACUAGGCAAGAGAGGUUACGCGGUACGUAUUACCAGUCGCCAUUACUGUGAGAUAGGCUAAACUGUACAGUCGCCCCGAGGUGUACAGUACGUAGUUCACAAGUCCGAAAACUGUACCAGUCAAAAUGAGACAGAAAAUCGAGGAAAUUAUUGGUCAAAGAAACAUUGACAUAAUCCACUCUGCAUAUGUUGUACACACAUUGUACCAACAACAAAAACUUGGAAAAUAUUGUGACCUGAAAGUUCUGGUUGGAGAUAAGCAGUACUUUGUGCAUAGAUGUGUUCUGGCAGCUGCUUCAGCACAACUUGAUUCACAAAUCAAUGGCCUCGACACAAUUCAGUUAGUUGGAGUAACUUAUUAUGGAUUUGAGGGGCUUUUGGAAAUUCUCUACUCUGGAAAACUAAAGGACAUUGCGUGUUUAAGUGACAUAAGAUUCCAACAGAUUGUCAGUGCCGCAGACGCCUUGAAUGCUGAAACUGUUAUGGAAUACUGUACCAGGGAAAGAGGGGAUCUAAUGAACUUGUUAAUGCAUCAAAGUGCAAACAAUGCAGCAAACUUACAAAAACAGAAUUCACCAAAGAAUGAAACCGAAGGAAAUGCAGUGGAAAAUAAAGAUUCGUCAUACAAUAACAGCAACUCCAAUACUGAAACAGACAAUUUGAACACUUGUAGUCCAAACACAGCUGAUGACAUGAAUAAUAAAGAUAUUGCUGAAUACAGAAGAACAAACAGUAUGUCUAGGUCCAGUAGGAGUAGCAAGGAUGAUGGGGAAUAUUUGCACGCACCUGUUGCUGCAGAAGUUGAGGUGAUGGACAAUAUCAAUGGAGAAGUCCCAGAAUCCUCAGGAAACCACACCAACACUUUACCCCCACCUUCUGGAAAUUUGAUUCCUGCAGAUGGCAGUGUUGAACAAAUUAAAGUGAAAGUUGAAAAUAAUCACACGGAAGGAUCUGAAGCUGCUUCAACUUGUAGUGUGUGUGGAGCAGUUCUUCUCAACCCCUUGGAUCUACAGUCUCACAUGCAAAGCCAUGCUGAAGCCUCUAUGUAUAGAUGCGAAAUUUGUGGUUUGCAUUUCAAGUUUCAAACAAAUCUAUUUAAACACAAGAAGCUUCAUAAUUCAGAACUCAUCUGUCAUAUAUGUGGACUGGAAUUUAAGGUUGUAGAGCAGCUGCAAAAUCACAUGCAAAUCUUGCACCAACAAGAUGGUACCUUCAGUGACAGAGAGAACACUCCAUAUUACAAGGAACCUCAACCAGUGCAACCUCCACAGAAAACAAAGCGGAAAACCACAAUCAUGGAUACUUCAGAUAUUACGCCAAUUGCUGUGAACGAUAUAAUGAGAGGACCCAAUGGUAAAUACAACUGUCCUUUAUGUGAAAGAGGUUUUGAUAGAAGAUGGAAUCUCAAGUGUCAUGUUCUUAUCCACACUGCUGCGAGGAGAACCGGUGGUGAAACCAUGAGUGACAUGCGAUACAUUGAAGGAGGGUUUGACUGCCCUGUGUGCGGGAAAGCUUUCCGUAAUUUGCACAACUUACGAAGACACGCGUCAUCACAGCAUGGGAUGUCUGCUGCCGCAUUAUCUGAAGCAAGUGAAUCAAAAUUAAACGAGCAUUCAGCAACCGUUGCAGCAAAGCGAGCGAAAACAGCAACUCAAAGGAAAUCUGAAAAUCCUCCAAGUCUAGAUAACAACUUCAGGUAACUGUACAGAAAACAUUUCAAAGUAUGACGCGUGUAGAAGCCUGUAUUAAAAUAAGAUUCUGCUGCACCAAUAUAUAUAGUAGGAGGGGUUUUAAUAGGAAAAUAACCUUCAUAUUCAUAUGGAAAACUAUCAUACUGAUAUUGGCUGUAAAUAUGAAUGUCACAUUUGUGGCUAAAAAUUUGAUAAAAAAGAAUCCCUGCCACUGUGGGUGUAUGGGGUUCCAGUGAUGCCAGAUUGAAUUGGCUUUUUAUUGUGCAGCACUGCCUUUAGUGUCAGCAUAUUUCUUGUGUUUGAAUUUAUUGCAACGUACCACUCUUCUGUACAGUGUGUGUAAGCUGUGUGUUUUACAGUACAUUCCAUGUGUAUUUUACUGUUUUUCUUUGUUUGAUUCUUUCUUGCAAAUCUGCAAUUUUUGUUGCUGGACACAAAAGAUUUUAGAGUUCUUUUUAGUUUUAGAUUAUAACUCUAUAGAUUCAUUUCUCAGUUCUUUAUUUCUCAUUGUUGUUUAAAUGUAUUUAACUUCAUUUUAAAUAAACGUGCCUUACCACA
Messenger RNA from Ciona intestinalis (vase tunicate), 2418 nucleotides. The record is from RefSeq and is a predicted model, not a curated record. Lineage: Eukaryota; Metazoa; Chordata; Ascidiacea; Phlebobranchia; Cionidae.